CAACACAACAGUGACGGCUACAACAGGAGCGAUAACCAGUCCAGGUUAUCCCUAUAGUUCUAACAAGACUUACUGUACAUGGACCAUUCAAGGAUUGCCAGAAAAUAUCAUAGCUUUCAACAUAACAUACAUGGAUAUGGGUACAGACGACAGCUGUGCCGCUGGAUAUAUUGAGAUAUUUGAUGGACCAUCGACAUCAAACAGAACAUUUGGUAAAAAUUGUACAUCUUGGCAAACACUGACAGUGUCUACAACAAACUUCAUGCUUGUUGUAUUUAAUUCAUCUGGAAGAGGGAGAUUUCUCGCUAAUUUUAAACAUCUAGGUACCCGGAUUAUAUUGAACGAGUCUAAAGGUUUCAUAUCUAGUCCUGGAUAUCCUCUGGGUUACUUGAAUGACAUGUCUUACAACUGGACUAUACAGGGAGACGCCAAUACUUACAUUGUUCUUAACUUCAGCACGUUUGAAUUCGAGAGUUGUUCAUUCGAUUAUGUACUAAUAUAUGACGGAAGCUACGACACAUCCCCGCUAUUAUUCAAAGUUUGUGACACUAGUGCACCAAAACUUAUCAUCUCUACGUCAAACUCUAUGUACAUCGUGUUUAAAACUGAUUACUCGGUCACUAAAAGCGGAUUUUAUGCAUCGUUUUCUUCCGUAGGUCCAUCAACUACACUUUCAGCAUCAGCAGGAUACAUCGCUAGUCCAGGUUUUCCUCAAUAUUUCCUUAGAAAUAAAGUCUAUUCGUGGACAAUACAAGGCAGCUAUAGGACUUUUGUUGUACUCAACAUUACUAUCUUAAAUCUGAGCGAUUCUCCAACUUCCUGUUCCGACCGCAUCCAAAUCUACGACGGACAGAGCACGAGUAGUGUAUCAUUAGGACGGUACUGCUAUAGCAGUUCACCAGUGUAUGUUGUAUCUUCAUCCAACUACAUGCACGUCGUGUUUAGAACUUACAACACAAUUACUAAUAAAGGGUUUUACAGUAACUACUUCACACAAGAUUGCACAACUUACUUAAGCACAACUUCUGGAACAGUAAACAUACCGGGUUAUCCCAACGGCUACAGAAACUACUCAAAUUGCUCUUGGAAAAUUGUUGGGGAUGCUGGGACUAGUAUAUUUUUAACUUUCACAGAUACUGGCGGGUCACUCUGCGAAGCAGUUCUCAUUUCUCAAUACGACGAUGAAAGUCACCGAGCUGUUUUCAAUGUUUCUUUAUGCAGUCAAACACCACCAUCUACCAUAUUUUUAUCCAGCAACAUUGUCUUUAUCGAUUUAAUAACAUCAAGACUCACAAGCUAUAUGCCGAACUGGGGAUUCAUCAUAAGUUAUACAAUAAGAGAUCUGCCAUACGCUAAACAAUGUUCUGUAGUGGACCAGUGCCGAAAUAACCUGACGUGUGUUAAUAGCUUCUGCAUUUGUACAAGUGAUACAUUUUACAACAAUUUUACAGUUACCUGUCACCCAAAAAUUGAUUUUAGAGAAAACUGUACUGAAACACAGCAGUGCAAAAGUAACCUGCAGUGUUUAAAUGGGACGUGUUCGUGUUACCAGGACUACUAUUACAACCCCAUUGAUGUUAUGUGUAAACCUGUACUAGAUCACACUUUUAAUUGCGACACUAGUGUAACUGCUAUGUGUAACUCAAGCAAAUAUUUGGACUGUCUGCCUGAUGUCAAUGGAACUCAACGAUGUUUGUGUGAAUAUUCGUUUUAUUUUGAAGACAGCAUAUGUGUUUCUACCGUUAGGUGUAAUGUACAGCGCCCACAAGCCAAGAACAAGAGCACAACUGGGGUUGAGCUACAAUGGGAAGCCGCCACACUUGGACCCAAUAGAACGUACGGCGUGUCGUGGGUGUCGGCCAGUGAUGAAACAGAUAGAGGAACACAAGCCGCCAAUGAGAGCGGUGUGACGGUGACUGGUCUAACACCAGGUACUAGCUACACAAUCACGGUCUACACGUUCCUUCAGCAGCAGGGAUUUUACACUGUCAGAAACGUCAGCUCAGCUUUGGACAUUGUAACUUAUCCAGCCAAGCCUGGAUUAGUGAAUACAACAGCCAGUAAACUGGAUAAACCACCUUACAUCAUAAGAUUUCAACCAUCUAUAGGCAGGGUAGAUAACUACACGCUUUCUUUAGAAACAGAACUAGCAUUACCAGAACUUAUAGUUAACUCCACUGAAGUCGAACUAUCAGAUCUAAAAGUAGACAAUGAAUACAAAUACAGCAUUACAGCUGUCAAUUCUGUCGGUGAUAAAAGUGAGGAAGUAAAAGGUAUUUUUAAAACAGCAAACACGAAUGGCAAUCUCGAUAGUGGACUUCUUAUUGGUGUCGCAAUGGGUUCACUGGUUUUUCUUAUUAUUGUCGUUGUUGUUUUCAUCAUGAUAAAAAGAAAGGCGGAUAGAACAAGUGCAGGUGCUGAACGAAAUCCUAGUAAAUGUACAGAAGGUCCUAUUGCUCUUGCUACCACCGUACGACCAGAUAACGAAUACACCACCCCACCAGAUAGAGUAUGCUACUCUGAAACAGAAAAUGAGUAUAAUGAAAUACGCCCUUCAUCAACCAGCGAGUCAGACCCACAAGAAGCCAUGUAUGCAAGUUUACAAACAACAGAUGAAAGCCAAAAUGUUUACGCAAACUUUGCGUUCUCGAAUUAA
This is a messenger RNA of Physella acuta, 2656 nucleotides long. Its product is annotated as cubilin. Gene Ontology annotation, molecular function: protein binding. The record is from RefSeq and is a predicted model, not a curated record. NCBI's taxonomy places the organism in Eukaryota, Metazoa, Mollusca, Gastropoda, Physidae.